AGUCAACUUACUGAGAGGACUCUCAACUGUUCAAAUAUACACUGACUGAAUGAUAUGCUUUAAUUUGUUGAAGAGGACGUCGGUAUAUGUGAAACCAGUUUGAUCUCCCCUGAUGGCUCCUUCUACACGUUUGGUCCUGCUGCUGCAGCUCCUCAGCUGGAUAUCAGCUAGUCUGGCAUGUUUCUGUGACAGAUACCCCUGGGGCUCCUGGUCUGCUUGCACCACGACCUGCAACCAUGGUACACAGAACAGAUACAGGAAUUUUCGAUAUGAUGAUUAUUUCUGGAAGAGCAGCUGCUCUCAGCUGUGUAAGAGACAGGACAGCAGAGCCUGCAACCAGCAGGCCUGUCCAAUCAACUGCCUGCUGACAGAGUUUGGGCCAUGGUCUGACUGCUCACCAUGCGCCAAGAAACAGUUGCGGACUCGGUCUGUCCUCAGGCCGGGCCAGUUUGGUGGUUCACCCUGCAGUGUGGAGCUGACAGAGGAGAGGCCCUGUUAUCCCUCCACAGAGUGCAAGUUAGCACAGAUUGACUGCAAAGACAACUUUAAGUGUGAUAAUGGACGCUGCAUCAACUCAACGCUAACAUGCAACAGACAGAACGACUGUGUAGAUAACUCUGAUGAGAGGGACUGUGCCGAAUUUAAAGUGGUGUGUCCGACAGAUAAGAGAGUGGCCCCCGGGGCUGACCUGGUGGGAAACGGGUUUGAUGCUCUAGCAGAGGAGCCAAGGGGAGCAGUGCUGGAUAACAUGUUUAUGGGAGGAAGUUGCAUCAUCAAGAGGCCUCAAAGCACGCUGCUUUACCACCGCAUCCCUCACAACUUUGAGAGCUUUGAAAUUAAGGUUGGAGUACCUGAGGACUUCAGCAUUGAGCCGCAGCCACUGCAGGCCGAAGCCAUCAAUUUGAAGACAUCAAGAAGUACUCCUGAAAUAAGCCAAAGUCACCCUGACUCGUUCUUCUUUCUCAUCUUUGUCUUCAGUCGUGGAUCAAAGACGCAUGUCAGCUCUAACAAGGAAGCUUUUGAAGCUUCAAAGAAAACAGACUCCUCAUUUAUCCGAGUGCACCAGGUUCUUCCUGUGUCCACAUUCAAGUUGAGGGACCCGGGUGACCUCGUCCUGUCAGAACCUUUCCUCCAAUUCCUUCACGCUCUUCCCCUCGACUACAACUACCCCCUCUACAGGGACAUCUUCCAGCGCUUCGGGACACACUACUACAGUUCGGGGAAGCUGGGAGGCCACUAUGACCUGCUGUACCAGUAUAACAGAGAGGAGCUCAAAAGUUCAGGUGAAACAGAGGAGCACGUAAGAGGAUGCCUGAGCCAUGAGACCUUCUUUACCGUCAUCCUCUAUACCGAAUACAGCAGUGUAUCAAGAUGCAAUGACAACAGGAUGACUCAGAAAUAUCAAGGCUCGUACGUUCAGUCAGCAGAGAAGUCUUUCUCUCAGGUGAAAGGAGGUCGAACCAGAGAGGCAGCAGCUCUGGCCUGGGAGAGGCAGGGCGCUACACCGGACAAAACGGCCUACAAGAACUGGGCCAAGUCUGUCCUCGACAACCCUGCUGUGGUCGAUUACAAGCUGUUGCCCAUCAUUAAUCUGGUCCGUGGGAUCCCCUGUGCUGCCACAAAGAGGAGGCACCUGAGGAAGGCCCUGCUGCAGUAUCUGGAGGAGUUUGACACCUGCAAGUGUGCUCCCUGCCCCAACAACGCCAGACCAGUUCUCUCCGGCACAGAAUGCAAGUGCGUUUGCCAAACCGGCACAUUUGGUACAAACUGUGAGAAACGAGCUCCGGAUUACACUUCAGAGGAGGUGGAUGGUUACUGGAGCUGCUGGGGGCAGUGGAGUCGCUGUGGAUCCACCAUGAAGAGACAUCGGACGAGACGGUGCGAUAACCCCGCCCCCAUGAGAGGAGGCCAACCAUGCCAGGGCUCUAACAGAGAGGAGGAGGCGUGUCACAUCUCCAUCUUCCAAAAACAGGACACGUGUGACAACGAUGAUGACUUCACUGUGGGCUGGAGGGACGAGCUGCCUCCUGGUGUGCAGGGCUGUCUGAGACCACAGAAGCCUGCCAACAGCUUCCUCAUAAAAUCAAAGCAGUAUUAUAACUUUGGUGAGGAUGAGGAGUUCCAGUGCUUCACUGGAUUUAACCUGGAAGGUUUCCAGUUCAUCAACUGUCUGCCUGAUGGAACGUGGAGUCAACCGAAAGGAAGCUGCCUCAGAAAGAUCUGCCUUCCUCCUGAAAUCCCUGAUGGGAUGACUCUGUUCCCCAACAAAGAGGAGUACACAGUGGGUGAUUCAGUUGGUAUGAACUGUAAUGAAGCGGGCCUGUCGCCGCUGCCAAGAGGCUUCUACAGAUGUGGCAACAGUCUCACGUGGGAGCCUCCGCUACCAGCUGACCUACGCUGCACUGACGAGGAACCAUUUGUACCUGAGGUUCAGUGCGGUCCAGGACAGAAACUUGAGAACUCUCGGUGUGUCUGCAUCACACGAGAGACCUGCCUUUCACAACCACAGAGUCUGUGUAUCCUGAACGUAGACGUCGGGGUCACCGUGCCGAUGUCCCUCUGCUCCUUCCAUGCUGGUCGUUGCCACAACGAUCCGCUCUUCUUCAUCAGCGAGGGCUCCUGCGACGAGGUCGACGCAGACAAACUGGAGUGGGCUAAGUUCAGGGCCACAGUGGGCCCUAAGAGCUCUGUCCAGGAGCCCUGUGAUCUUAACACCUGUUAUGAAUGGGAGACCUGCUCUGAGUCUAAGAAGUGCGAGUGCAGAGCUGCUCGGGACUGUGCCAGAGGUGGAACACAGAUGUUCUGUGUGAAGCUGACCAAGACCCAGAGGAACCGCAGCUUGGACCUUUGUUCUAUGGCUGCCCUCAAAUGUGUUGGCUAUGAGUUUGAGAUCCUCAAUGAAGGCGUCUGUGAGGCAACAUGAGGCUGUUAAAGCUUGUCUACACUCAACCUCUGGAUUCAGUUAACUGUGGUAUGUUUAAAAUAGUUUCCCCACCACUGCUGAAAAACUGUGAAAUGAACCACAUAACCGUACAUACAUGAUUCAGAUCUUGCACUAUGUUAUACUUUAAAACACAACAUUAUAUUCAUGAAAGAAAUCUACACCAGCAACCAGGUAUACUGGGUUCAAACAACUAAUGCAACUCAAACCAAAGGCACACCUAAAUGAACAGUCAGAAGCAUUGCCAAAUCAGACUUAAACAGUAUGGAAAACAAUACAGCAUAGUAUCACGAUAUUUUGCAUGGCAAUAUUGUAUCGAUACACGGACAAGUUUUUAUUCCUUUGGGGACAUAAUUUGCAGGUAAUGAAUUGCAGUAUAUCACAGCAUAUCGCAAUAUAUUUAAAAUCGCAAUAAUAUUGUAUCGUGACACAAGUAUCAUGAUGAUAUGGUAUCGUGGAGCCUCUGAGGAUUCCCACCCUUAUUAAACAGAUGGUUGAUGAACAUGAAGGCAGCAUGACACCAUGAAAAGCUUAUUUCAAAAAGUAAAGGAUAAUUGGGUUUUCAUAAAAUGUCAGUAAGUCAUUUAGAUGGAAAAUACACUUGGAGAAUGUAUUGGUGAGCUGAAGCUAAAAUAAUGAAAAAUGUGUGAUUGUGCUAUUGUCAGAUUUUGAACACAUUUGGCGCCAUUCCGGAUGGGCAUAUCGAAUUUAGUGAAAAUUCAAUUACGCUGCCAUGUUGUGCCUUUUCACAAAAUAGGCUCUGAAAGUGAUUGACAUUGGAUCCUCAAGACAUUUUACUGUUAAGCUUCUUUAAUUGACACUCUAAAUCCAACCAGAGCUCUUCCUAAUUUGUCUGUUAACCUGAUCUGAGCCACUUUUAAAGGACAGAGAAGGCGUCAGUCAGUCAUCAAGUCUAAUCACAAACACAGAAUGGAAUAUCCACACUUGCUAAAUGUUCUUCACGUGAAAUAAUAAAAAUAUAAAAUCAU
Molecule: messenger RNA, 3930 nt
Organism: Scomber japonicus (chub mackerel)
Lineage: Eukaryota; Metazoa; Chordata; Actinopteri; Scombriformes; Scombridae
Gene: c6.2
Product: complement component 6
Exons: 19
Coding region: 113-2923 (936 amino acids)
Biological process (GO): immune response
Cellular component (GO): membrane attack complex
Molecular function (GO): protein binding
Source: RefSeq, a predicted model, not a curated record